Messenger RNA from Mytilus trossulus (common blue mussel), 2905 nucleotides. RefSeq names its product TBC domain-containing protein kinase-like protein. Gene Ontology annotation, biological process: activation of GTPase activity; protein phosphorylation. Lineage: Eukaryota; Metazoa; Mollusca; Bivalvia; Mytilida; Mytilidae. The record is from RefSeq and is a predicted model, not a curated record. The transcript has 26 exons. Gene Ontology annotation, molecular function: GTPase activator activity; protein kinase activity; ATP binding. Bases 148 to 2841 code for a protein of 897 amino acids.
UUUUUUUUUCAGUGUGAAGGUCGUUCUACUUUCGAUUUGAUACUGACAAUGAACAAGACAAAUGAGAAUUUAUUUAUCAGUAUUCAAUUCACAUCUGACAAAUAUGUGUCAAUGGUGUGAUUAUCUUAUGCUUAGCUCAAGCUGAAAAUGACAGAAUUAGGGAAAGCAGAUUUUGGUGUUACAACUUUCUUUGCUAAGAGUCAUCCAAAUGACAAAUGUGGAUCUAAUGGACUUCCAUUGACUCCAAACUCAAUAAAAAUACUGGGUAGAUUUCAAGGACUGACAACUAUACAUCAUCCUAGGUUGUGUAGAUAUAUAGAUAUUAGUAAAGGAAGGCAUGAAAGAUUAAUAGUUGUAUCAGAAUAUUAUAAAGAUAACUUACUUAAAGUUGGCAAAACAGGAAAAUAUGGAAGUGUUGAAGAAUUGCUGACCUUAGCAUAUGAAGUGCUAGAGGGUUUGGUGUAUCUCAAUAGGAAAUCCAUUACACACAGAAACUUGUCUAAAUCUAAUAUAUUAUUUGAUACAAAGGGUAAUGUGAAGUUGUCAGAGUAUGGAUUGUAUCAUGUCACAGAAUAUGGUGCUAAUGUGUCAUUUCCAAUAGGACUUCCAGAGUAUAUGCCACCUGAAGUGCUGUGUGAUUGUCCAAUAGAAACAGAUGAACAUGCUGACACAGAAACUGUUGUUACAGAUCCUUGUGGUCCUAAAACAGACGUCUGGUCUCUUGGGGUUAUCUUGUUAGAAGUUUUCACUAAUGUUGAUUUAUGGGAAGGUCUGUCUAAUCCACAGAAAAUAUAUAGGACAGUAGAGUUCUUAAACGAAGGAAAGCAUCCUUUUGACUUUUAUACAGAAGAAUACAGCUUAGAGGAUAAAAUUAAGGUUUUGCCAGAAGGAGUUCUAGAUUUCCUAAGAAACUGUUUAACUGUAAAUUCAAAAGAAAGACCAUCUCCAGAAUGUUUAUUACAGCAUAAGAUCUUCAGUGAUCAUAAUGCUAAUAAGAAGCCAUAUAAGAAUGGAUUUAGAAUGUUUACAGUUCAGUUAAGGAGCAAAGAUCUGGAGUUGUCUCCUUAUGAUGAAAAUGGAUACUCUGAAGAUCAUUUAUCAGAAAGAAGUAUGGAUGAGGUUUACUACCUUUGGAGGUUGGCUGGAGGAGAUUUAGAGGGAGUCCUUAAGUCACAGGGUCUAGUCAAAACAAAACCACCUGUUACAUUAAUACCAAAUUUUUGCACUGGUGAUGGUGAUGUAUUUGGACAGAAAAGAGAUAGGGCUGAGUUACUGGACAACACUAUUGUAGUACUAUCUCAGGAACAACUCAGAAAUAGACUAUCAGAGGUUGAUGAGAAAGCAUAUUACCCACUCAUCCACACAGAUGAUGAUAUGACAGAAUUUAAGAGAAUGCCUAAGUCCUCCAGUGCUGCUGACUUGUUAGAAACAGCCAGUCUGCCAUUAAUUAUCAGGGAAAAGGAUGUAGAAUACCAGUUUCACAGAGUGAUAUUAUAUGAGAGGUUGUUGAAAGCCUACCCUUAUACAAGAGCAAGGGUAUGGAAGGAAGCAAGAACAGACAUACCUCCCCAUGUCAGAGCACAUGUUUGGGCUGCUAUACUAGAAGUUGAGGGUGAUAUUCACAGUUUGUACAGUUCUAUUGACAAAGAAACUGCCACUCCUACUGAUAGACAGAUUGAGGUAGAUAUUCCAAGAUGUCAUCAGUAUCACCAGCUACUAUCAUCACCUACAGCACAUGCUAAGUUUAAAAGAGUUCUCAAGGCAUGGGUUUACUAUAAUCCACAAUAUGUGUAUUGGCAGGGAUUAGACUCACUUUGUGCUCCUUUCUUAGCUCUGAACUUUAAUGAUGAAGCAUUAGCAUUUUCCUGUCUCCAAGCCUUUAUACCAAAGUAUUUACAUAAUUUCUUCAUGAAAGACAAUUCAGCUGUUAUUCAAGAAUACCUGUGUGUAUUUUCUCAUCUGAUUGCCUUCCAUGAUCCAGAACUUAGUAAUCAUUUAGAGGGAAUUGGUUUUAUUCCUGAUCUGUAUGCUAUUCCAUGGUUCCUUACAAUGUAUGCUCAUGUGUUUCCACUGCACAAAUUAGUCCAUCUAUGGGACACAUUACUGCUAGGCAACUCUUCAUUUCCACUGUGUAUUGGUGUGGCUAUUCUUACUCAGCUCAAAAGUCAACUGAUAUCUUUUGGAUUCAAUGAAUGCAUUUUACUGUUUUCUGAUAUGCCAGAGAUUAAUAUAGAGCUGUGUGUACAGGAUUCGAUUAGGAUAUUUUGUAACACACCUAAAAGUGCCAUCUAUAGACAGCAUGCCAGACCAGCUAAAAAGACCAUUAAACCUGACAGCCGUCCUAACUUGUCAUAUUAUUCUAGAGAUUAUAAUGACCAACCUACAAAUGAUUUGUCCAUGGAACCAAAAACCAUUGAAGAAUUAAGAGCAGUUAAAUGUCCACACAUAUCUGCUGAGGACAUGAUAGAGCUUGGUGAAUUUAGUGGUCCAGUCCAGUCUAAAAGUCCAACCAAACGAAAACACAACAGUAAGCCAAUGCUGUUGGUCAUUGAUGUCCGAGUACAAGAAGAAUUUAAUAAAGGGACCAUCCCAAGCAGUAUUAACAUUCCAUUCCAAUCAGCAUUUUGUCCUGAAGGUAACCUUAAUCCAUGUUCUGCUGUCACGACCUUGAAUGCUCAUCCACUACAGGUCAAGGUUGUUGCAGGUGGCAGAAAUAAAAAUGCACUGAAUUUUGCCAAUGAGUUAGUGAGAUUAGGCUACAAGAAAGUAUGUGUUCUGCAUAAAGGGAUUGAUGUUUUGAGGAACACCUCCAUACUGACUAUACCACCUGCAGACAUAUAAAAUUAAUGACAUUAAAUAUUGUAAUCAAUUUUGACACUGUUAUGUUUUGUGGCUCUACGGUAAC